Messenger RNA from Momordica charantia (bitter melon), 1947 nucleotides. The record is from RefSeq and is a predicted model, not a curated record. Lineage: Eukaryota; Viridiplantae; Streptophyta; Magnoliopsida; Cucurbitales; Cucurbitaceae.
AUGAAAAGUCUGUGCUGGAAUGUUCCGGGUUUGGGGAACCCUGACACAUUCCGAACGUUGCGCAAUUUAGUGCGCAGAUCGCAACCCCAGUUGGUUUUUCUUUCUGAAACAAAAGGAAAUCCAACUUUAGAAGGACGAGCAAAACGGGAACUUAGUUUCGAUUGUUGUGUUAGUGUUGCUAGCACGGGGAAAAGUGGAGGUCUUAUGCUAUUAUGGAACUCAGAUUCAAAUGUUAGGAUUCAGUCUAUGUCACCGGGACAUAUAGACUCAAUUAUUACAGAUAAGUACGGAUCGUGGAGAUUUACUGGAUUUUAUGGAAACCCUUGCACGUAUAAGAGAUCGGCUUCAUGGAAACUUUUAGAAAGAUUGGCGCGAAUGAUGGAUUUACCUUGGAUUAUCGGAGGGGAUUUUAAUGAGAUAGUGUCUAUGACGGAAAAGAUGGGUGGGGUGUGCAGGAAUGAGAGCCAGAUGCGGGGCUGCCCCAUAUGGGAACGCCURGAUAGGUUCCUUAUUAACGAGAGCAUGCUUAAUAAGUGUUUAAAUCUUAAGGUCACACACCUUGAACUGCUUUCUUCAGAUCAUAGGCCCAUUUUAGCUUCCUGGGACUUUGAACUGCCACGCGCUUGGACAUGUCACAAGCAGAGGAAGAUAAGAUUUGAGGAGAGUUGGUUACAGAUUGAUGGCUGUAGGGACAUUAUUACAGGGACUUGGGGAUCCUUGCCUGGGAUUGGAAUUGAGGCGUUUCAAGCAAAAAUUUGUUCGUGCCUCUCUCGGCUUAAUGAGUGGAAUAAAAUUAGAUUGAACAGAUCUCUUAAAGGGGCUAUUGCGUAUAAGGAGAAAGAGCUUGAAAGACUUCGCCAACUAGAUGGCGAUAGUCAAAAUGCCAUACUAGCCAAGGAUUUUACAAGAGAGGAAAUCGAAGUGGCCCUAAAAGGAAUGCACCCUUCCAAGGUUCCUGGCCCAGAUGGGGUUCAAGCAAUGUUCUUUCAGAAAUUUUGGACUGUGCUCAUUGCCAAGGCCUUGGCUAAUAGGCUUAAAAGUGUUAUGGAUAGUGUGAUUUCCCCUACCCAAUCAGCCUUUGUGCCAGGCAGGAGUAUCACGGACAACGCGAUCAUUGGCUUUGAGUGCAUUAAUGCUAUAAAAAAUAAGCGAUAUGGAAAGUUGGGGGAAGUGGCUAUGAAGUUGGAUAUGAGCAAGGCUUAUGAUAGAGUGGAAUGGCAAUAUCUUAGAGGAAUCAUGGUAAAGAUGGGCUUUGCAAAUAGAUGGGUGGAUCUGAUUAUGAAUUGUGUGGAAUCUGUUCGGUUUGCAGUUCUGAUAAAUGGGGUGCCGGGUGAUGAAUUUACACCUAACAGGGGACUUCGACAAGGAGACCCACUUUCACCUUACCUGUUUAUUAUGUGCGCGGAGGGGCUCUCUGCUCUUAUAAAUGAUGAGGAAAAGAAAGGGAAUAUCACAAGAUUGAAAAUCAAUAGGCGAUGCCCCCCCAUUUCACAUUUAUUUUAUGCUGAUGACUGUUUGUUGUUUUUCAAAGCUUCUACAGGUAACUGCAGGAGCAUUAAAGGGAUUCUGGAAUCUUACGAAAAGGCAUCAUCUGGACAAUGCAUUAAUCUUGACAAAUCAAUGUUCAUUGUGAGCAAAAAUACCAAGGAGCAAAUGGUAGGGGUGAUAAGGCAGGAGCUGAUGGUGAAUCAUACGGAGAGCCUGGGUCAAUACUUGGGUCUUCCUUCCCAAACAGGACGAAACAAGAGGCAGGUGUUCAACAAUAUUAAAGACAGAGUAUGGAAAGCACUUCAGGGCUGGAAAGGGAAGUUGUUUUCGAUGGGAGGGAGGGAAGUUCUAGUGGGGARCGACGGGCAYGGAAAGGAAGAUUCAUUGGCGCAGUUGGAAAAGACUGUGUAUCCCGAAAGAUCAAGGAGGGUUGGGCUUCARAGACAUCAGUAUCUUUAA